Anopheles marshallii is the source of this 5892-nucleotide messenger RNA. RefSeq lists its product as uncharacterized. Lineage: Eukaryota; Metazoa; Arthropoda; Insecta; Diptera; Culicidae. The record is from RefSeq and is a predicted model, not a curated record. The coding region runs from base 1 to 5892 and encodes 1963 amino acids. The transcript has 8 exons.
AUGGCCGAUCUUCAGGCAACGGUCGAGUUCGCGGUCGAGUUGUACAAGUUCUACAACGUGGAUCUGUUUCAGCGCGGAUUGUAUCAAGUGCGAUGUUCGUUGCGCGUCUCUCCGCGGCUUCCGGUGCAGGUCGAAACGUGUCUGCCCGAUGCAACGACGGCCGGCAUACCCUCGGUGCAGUCGGUGCUAAAUCAGAAUGGCGCAAGCAACAACCACGGCAGCUCCAACAACAACACCAACAUCAGCAACAACACCAAUUGCACCAACAGCAACAAUAACAACAGCACCACCAACGGAAGUGUCGGGGCGAGCUCCAACACAAGUGGGAUUGCGAGUGGUGCCGGAACCGGAAGUGGUUCGCUGCCGAGCAGUAACACUGGCAGUGUUGGUGGUGGCGGUGGGCUGGUCGCAAUCGGCGGUGGCCCACCGGGCAAUGGUAACGCACCGUCGACCGGUUCGGCCAGCUCGACUGGCCGACCGGAUGUGGGACCGUGCCUAUCGUCGACGGCAAGCAGCGGUGUCAUUGGGUCGAUGUCGUCGAUGCCGAGCAGUAGCUCCAUGCCUACACCGAACUCGGUCACCACCGGUUCGUCCAUGGUCCCGAUAGGCAAUGCGCCCGGUCCGGCCUGCACGAAUGGGAGUGGCGGUGGGGGAGGCAGCGCCGGCAACUCACCCACGGCCAGCUCCGACAGUCGGUCGGGUGCGACCAUCAUUGAUGACACCGGGGCGUCACGUGUCUUUCAGAUCCUUUAUCGCAACGAGGAGGUGUCGUUGCGUGACGUUAUCAUGUUCCGGGCGCACCUGCUAGUCGACAGCCGGCACCUGAAGGAAUCGAUCGAGCGUGCCGAGUUUUCGCUCAACCUCGAACUGUGGUUCGGCGAGCAGACGAACGGGAACGUACUGACGCUGGCCUCGACGCGCACACUGCAGCUUAACUUUCAUCCUGGCCGGGGGCUUCACUAUCAUCUGCCGGUGCUAUUCGACUACUUUCAUCUAGCCGCCGUCAGUGUCGGGAUCCAUGCGAGCCUGGUUGCCCUGCAUCAGCCUUACAUCAAGAAAAGCAUUUUCCACUAUGUACAAAGCUGUGCUCCCAAGUCAACCAAACCGUGGAUGAGCAGCUCCAAGUUAAACUGUCGCGGUGGCAACUCACCCGGACCGCUCGAGGCAAUCUUCUUCGGGCCGCAGGUCGGCAGCGGUGCCAAAUGUGGUGGUGGUUCCGCCGGCCGAUUACUGCACGCGCGGAACGUCCACAAAGAAAUCUGUGCCUUGCUGUUGGGGGCCUUGGAAUCGCUCCGGCUAUCGUUGCAGGAGUUUUGCACCGUCCUGCCCCACCAGUGGACAGCGCUGACCGGUUCCACGCCCUUGUCCAACCUCGACACCGAGCAAAGACUGAGGAAGCUGUCCGAUUUGGCAAAGCUCUUGGACACCGAGGACGAUUUAGCAGCACGUGCCAACUCCGACAUUGCGCAACUUUGUGCGGAGUGCAUACUUUACUGGCGAAGAGUGCUCUCAGCUGCCACGCAACCCGCCGUUCACGGGCUGUUGGCGAAGAAACACCACACGUUGCGAGUGCGACGCUUUGCGGAAGGAUUCUUUGUGAUAGAUAACCCGAGACAUCUCGCGAGCGGUUGUUACGACUCCAACUACCAAAAUUACGUCUCGAUCUGCGAGAUGGCACGGCGGUCGCGCUAUCUCUCAUCGUUGCCACCGUUACCGGUCCAUUGCACACCACUGGAUGGAGAUGCCAACUCGUUGCCACUCAUAUUCGAGGAUCGCUACACCGAUGCGAACGAGUACGGCAAACGUCGGUCAGGUAGUGAGCCUCAUCUGAACGGUACCGGUGGCAUUGGAACUGUCAACACCAACACCGGACAGUCAACACUUGUGAAGCCUCCAAAACAGCACCACCACCCGAACAAGAUCGCACCGAUCGUGAGCAACACCAGCAAGGAAUGUUCGUGCGGAAUUGCGACAUGCUACAUGGAGCCGGUACCGAAGAUCUGUGGCAGUUACAUGGGCAUCAUGACGCCGCGUUACGCACUCGGGGGAGAUAUACUGCAGGCGAGUCUCACCAUAACACCGGCAGCGGCCGCCUCACAAAAUGGGCUCUGCCCUAAGGCACUUUCGCGCCAUUCGGUUGCCACGCUGCUUGAUCCCGUCCCAAUGGCUGACGUGUGCUCCUGGGAUCAACAGUUCAAGGGCAUUUACACCAGCGGACCGCCAGCGGGAGGUCUUGCUGGUGGGACACUGCCCACGCGACACAGUAAAUCGCUCGAUCAGCUUGAAAUACAACCGAACGCUAACUCUGCUUCGCUGCCCAGACAACAUCUUCAUGGUGCGGCAACUGUGGUCAACUACAACGGAUACGGUGCACACCAAUCACAGCCUCAUCAUCAGCAGCAGCCGCAGCAGCAACCGAUAGGAUCUGUACACCACCAGUCGCAGCAGAGACAACCGAUGAUUUACCAACAUCCGGGACAGCAAACGCAACAGCUGCAGCAGCUGCCCGCUGGUGUUGCGCUCCUCCAGACGCUACCCAAAUCCAAACCGAAAAAUCCAGUCCAAGCGGAAGAUCUGCUGAAGAACAUCAACGAGUUUCGGGAGAAGUACAAAAAUCCGGGCGAUCCGCGUAAGAUGAUUCACGCCGGUGGUACGGCUACUCACAAUCCUACCUACGACCUGCAACAGGACGCUCUCGGAAUGUCUGCCCUUCUGAACGGAUACGCUAAACCAACCACCGGAGACUAUCGGCACGAGCUGAAGCAUACGCAAGGUACACGCAACUCCCAGCAUCACGGCCACCGAGACCAGCCCCAUCCGGGAGACCCAAUCAACUCGACGGCAGCGGGCUCUUACUACAACUCCCUUCCGAAAGGAGCCGGUUUGGGUGCGCCCCGCAGUUCCUUCCCACCGGUACGCAGUAAAAAGCAACAACAGUCCAGCUCCACCUCGUUACCGACCAAAUCGGCUUCGAACACCAUCCCGCGCAGCAACUCCUCCCAACAGUUGCGCCAAACGUCUCAAAACAGUGCCCAAUCGAUGUCCAUCGGUGGAGUGAACAGUGCCACGCUACCGCACCGAUCGGUGGAGUUUUCUCGAAUUCGUGUGUCAGACUUCAAGCAGCUGGUCCAUGGCCAACAGAGACGCAGCACCUCGAACGGCAGUACGCACAAAAUCGGUACAUCCGGCAACGGCAGCACGGCGACGAAUGUUGGAAGAGAUUCCAGCAGUUCGGCUACCAGUCCCGAGAUAACGCCCCGGACACGCAACAAGCAGCGCCGUCUGCUAUCGUCUGCAAGUGUUCCAUUUCAGCUGGAAAAUCUGGAACUAGAGCCGGCCGUUGGUGGUGUUGGAGGUGUGACGUCGAACUCCGGAGUUGCCGCCGGUACGGGGGGAUUCAGUGAAAGUCUACCCAACCUUGCACCUCCGCCGGCCGCUUUUGCUAGUGAUUCACCUCCGGCUCCCAUCGGGGGAGCGACCUUUCUGCUCCGAAGACGCCAUUCGAGCAGCGAGUCUACGUCCUCACUUAGCGAACAGUCCGGUUGGGUUUCGAGCCGACGUAGUACUGGUCCAUCCAGUCCGGACACACUGCGGAACGAUCAGCGUGUGGUGAAUGGGGAGCAACUUCGAAAGCGUCUGCUGAAGUUGCUCAAUGAACAGCCCCGGUUGGUUGUCGAUCGAAAGAACAGUACACCCUCCUCAACGACGGAGUUCUUCGCGCGCAGCAAUCAAAGCUCGAUGAAGUCGAAAUCGGGUUACGGUCCAGGUGAUAUGCUUCGUGGCGCUUCGGUGCAGACGGAAAACUGGAACAACCUCGAGAAAGAGUGGAAUGAUUCGCGAGCUCGUGCACUAGCCAACGCCACGAGUGGGCCGUACGGUAUGGUUAGCGGAAAGCGUGCUCCAGAAGCCGCAACAGCCGGGUCAACAGCUCGGGAAGGGAUAACUACGGCUGACAUAAAACCUCCAAAACGCACGAACAAGAAGGAAAAAUCAAAGUCGGACUUUGAUCUGGCGCACAUCUCGGAUUACGUGUUUGAUGACCUGCGACUACUUCCGCCGCAGCAGUUUCGCGACGCACCGCCACCACCGGACGAGUUCCGAGAUCCUCCUUCUUUCGUGGACGAUAUGUCGAACCGAAGUAAUAAAAAUGGUUCAGAUAAACAGAAAGCUUCUGCGGUGGCUCCGGUAGACAUUCCUCCCCCGACGGAGCGUCAAAAGCCACCGAAAGAAGAUCAACAACAGCCGCAGCAGCAGCAGCAACCGCAUCCACAACCGCAGCCACAACAGCAGCAGACACAGAGACAGCAAAUCCAGUACUACGCCACCCUGCCCAAGAGCCAUCCGCCUGUUCCGAUGACUCCACUAUCGGUCAUAUUUCAGCCGCAGAUUAUUACCGCACCACAGACGCAACAACAUCACCAGCAGCAGCAGCAGCAGCAUUAUGCCACUCCACAAGCUUUAAUUCAACAACAUCACUACAGUAAACCCUUAAGCAACCAGAUCUAUAUGGGCCCCGGUACGGCACAGCCCAUCACCAAACCCAAGUGUGAGAUACAGGCGAUCGAUAAUCCGCUCUACCACAUCUACGAGGUGGUGAAAACUCCCCGGCCCGUCAUGAAAUCUCAAAGCUCCAACGAACUCGCAGCAAUUGCGAAGUGCGCCGAAACUCUCAACAACGUCAAUGCGACGAAUCUCUGCACCGUUGCGGUGGCCACGCAGAUGCAAAAUCAACCGCCAAUGGUUCACAACGGGAAAGCACAGUACGCACCGUCGACGGUAGCGCCCGCUGUUGAGCGGAAGGCUUCGGUUCGCGAAACACCACCACAGCCCUCCACCGCUGAACCGAUCGGGUCGGGAUCGGUACGCAGGAAAGCAAACGAAACGGAGGAAGAAUUGGACGAGAGCCCAGAUCGCAAGCGGGUCGAUCCACCGAUGCAGCUGCUGGAGUUCGAGAAGUGCCGCGAGGAGUUCCGCAAACAGAUCAACUACUCUGGCUCGAUCUAUUCCGACUUCCAGAAGAUGGCCUCCGAGAUGCCGUACUUUCACAUCGCGGACGAGUUCCGGGCGUUCUCGCCGGCCGGUUUGCAUCUGGUGAUAUGUGUGCAUGGGCUGGACGGUAAUUCGGCCGAUCUGCGACUAGUGCGCACGUAUCUGGAACUCGGGCUGCCCGGUACGCACCUGGAGUUUCUGAUGUCGGAACGGAAUCAGGGCGAUACGUUCUCCGACUUUGACACGAUGACCGAUCGGCUGGUGGCGGAAGUUCUUUACCACAUCGAAACAUAUCAGCUCAAUCCGAGCCGCAUCUCAUUCGUGGCGCACUCGCUUGGAACGAUCAUCGUUCGGUCAGCGUUAGCGAGACCGCAGAUGCGACCGUUACUGUCCCGGUUGCAUACGUUCCUUUCGCUGUCUGGACCACAUCUGGGAACGCUGUACAACUCCAGCGGUCUUGUCAAUAUGGGAAUGUGGUUUAUGCAAAAGUGGAAAAAGUCCGGUUCACUGUUGCAGCUGUGUUUGCGCGAUGCAGCCGAUCCACGCCAAAGCUUCCUGUACCGGCUGAGUCAGCGAAGCACUUUGCAUCACUUCAAAAACGUCUUACUGUGCGGAUCGUCACAGGAUCGCUACGUUCCACCACACUCGGCACGGCUGGAGCUGUGUAAAGCGGCCGUCCGAGACCAAUCCAAUCUCGGCAUUGUGUAUCGUGAAAUGGUACACAACAUUAUAGCACCAAUGCUGGCCCGGCAGGAUCUUACGUUGGCCCGAUUCGACGUGCACCAUGCACUUCCACACACGGCAAACGCGUUAAUCGGUCGUGCGGCCCAUAUCGCCGUGCUGGAUUCGGAGCUGUUCAUCGAGAAGUUUUUGCUAGUGGCGGGAUUGAAGUAUUUCAGCUAG